UGCUCUGUUUCGCAUCUAUGCGUACUGAACGUCGCUACUUUUAGUACGAAUCGGUACUAAACACAGGCUCCCCGCUCAGCAAGCAUCUGUACUAAAUAUCCUCCAGGAUGUCUUGAAUGAACCUAUGGCGAUACACAGGGAUGACAGUGGACUACUUCAAAUCCAUUCGUUGAUUGAUGCAGAGUGGACGGCCGAGAAACGCGGGGAAUUACGCUGUUGGUCGCCACUACGGUGCGCAGACAAAUGCGUGAAGACAAGAUGCUGGAGGACAUAGCUGAGUCAAAUAAAGAAGGCCCAAUCCAGUGCAUUUUUUUCAGUGAAUUUCAUGCAGACUAUGGACCAAGAAUUGUUUGUCAGUUUCCAGAUGAUUAUAUUUCAAAGGACAUCUUUGAUGCUGUGAGUGUGUACAUCAUUCCCAAACCAGACAUCCAGAAGCGGAUUGUUACAAACACCAUUCUGCUGGAAAAUGAAGCAGAUUCUCCAACACUGGGCGAGCGGCGUCGGCCGCCACGCGGCCUCAAGAUUGUGGGCUACCCGAAUGCCAUCGCAGACAAGAAGUACGCGCGCAACGCCUUCAUCUUCAAUGUUUGCCUAGUGUGUGAGAGUGGCGAGCGCACCAUCCAGUAUGAGCCAGUGGUGCGCAAGGCCUCAGAAUGGCUGGUGCAGAUGGAGCAUGAGACGGCGUUGCUCUCGGGUCGCGAAGGACAAGCCAAGAUGCCAGCAGUGCUGCGCGCCAUGCUGCAGGAUCUCAACAGUGCAGGCCACGCCGUCCUCUCCGUCGAUGGCAGUGUGCCAGUGCACCUGAAGGUGGUACGGACGCCACCGGCGCCGAAGCACGUGGCCGAUCACGAUGUGCCAGUGUGGGUGGGCCGCCGGCGGCCACGACUGGAGCACUGGGACAUGACCUCGCAGCAGAUCAUCCCGCACAUCAAGGGCGUGGCGCACGUGGCCAAGAUAUCAGCCCUGGCUGAUGUUGAGGUCCAGCUGGUCAAAGCGUGCAUCAGAAAUCUGCUUUAUUAUGGCCUCGUCGAGCUGACAUCAAUAUUCCAGUACUCCAAUACGUACGUAGUAACGCCGGAGAUUACACGGCUCUACACCGAGAGGCCCCUGCAGGAGGAAUGCUGUCGAGCCGUGGCUAGGGACGAGUGCAUCCCGGCGUCAGUGGGUCACGUGUUCCCGCUGUACUGCGCGCUGACGCACAGCCGCACCCUGCGAGACCUCUGCACCGAGCACAGUAUGCAGGCGCUGCGGGUCAACGAGCGGCAGCUGGUCCAGUUCGGCCUGCUGCGCGGCCUCAUCCGACGCAUCCACAAG
Messenger RNA from Pollicipes pollicipes, 1314 nucleotides. RefSeq names its product Nitrogen permease regulator-like 2 (gene Nprl2). Gene Ontology annotation, cellular component: GATOR1 complex; vacuolar membrane. The record is from RefSeq and is a predicted model, not a curated record. Lineage: Eukaryota; Metazoa; Arthropoda; Thecostraca; Pollicipedomorpha; Pollicipedidae. Gene Ontology annotation, biological process: negative regulation of TORC1 signaling; positive regulation of autophagy; cellular response to amino acid starvation. Gene Ontology annotation, molecular function: GTPase activator activity.